UCAGAACUUCUUAACCAUCAUGAACCUAAAAGAAGAAUACGAGAACUUCUAAUGACGAGUAAAGAAUAUCAUAUUGCUAUUGGGGAUGUUGAGUUUGGUUCAGAAGAACAAGAAGAUGUAUCAAUUAAAGAUCAAAGUAGUAUCCUAGAGGUUCCGCGAUGGUGUGGCCAAACAUAUACAAGUUCAAAUUCUGUUGAAGGGAUUGAAAACUUAGAUGACAGUAUUAUUGCUAAAAGACAUAUGAAAUGGGAAAUCGAAGAAAAGAGAAGGAAACGGUGGGAUGUACAAAGGAUACGGGAGCAGCGCACUAUCGAGCGCCUGAAGUCGCGGCAGAGCCGUUCGGGUAACACUCGACUAAGUGUCGGAGGCGCAAUGUCGGGUUCAAGUAGCGGGAUUUUUGGUUCGGCGGGGGGUCGACUUUCACCGAAUGGAGAAGAGGACGUUGGGUGCCAAGCGCCGGAAUCACUAUGGCCCGAUCCGCAUGAUGCACGCUUCAUAGUGCUAACUGAACAGUUGCCUGUGUGCGCUCUCGGAGCCAAUUUACCUCUUCUACAACCUAGAGAGUUUUCUCUACCUUGGAGUACUCGAUCUACAGCAAGAUCACCUGGAGGAACAGAAUCGAGAAGGUCAUCACAAACAGCUAAUAGACAUCGACGACAAAGAAGGCAACGCAUCAAAAGUCGCACAAAAUCAUUAGCGUAAUGCGGAUUCUAUAUGAUCUAGUAAAAUGUUUAAAAAACAUUGAGAUUUUGGAAACCCAAUAAUUACAAGUAAUGCAAGGAAUUAUCAGUAAGUAUAAACCUCUAUAUUUUUAUUUUAAG
Messenger RNA from Ctenocephalides felis (cat flea), 821 nucleotides. Its product is annotated as male-specific lethal 1 homolog. Gene Ontology annotation, cellular component: MSL complex. The transcript has 6 exons. The record is from RefSeq and is a predicted model, not a curated record. Bases 52 to 702 code for a protein of 216 amino acids. Lineage: Eukaryota; Metazoa; Arthropoda; Insecta; Siphonaptera; Pulicidae.